AGCACUGUUGGAACUCGGCAGGUUCGGCGGGCUACCCAUGCCUCGGGCCCAGAUAAGUAGGACUCGUAACAUGCUGCAACAUGUUGCAUGACUCGACCUCGAGGUUCUUGAGCGUCCUGCUCUGCAACGUGCCUACUUAAAAGUUUUCCUAGCAGUGAUCUCCCCAGCACUACCCCCCUUACCUUCACGACUUGGCACGAUCACCGCGACGCCUGCGAUGCCCGGGGAUGACAACGAUAUGCAUAUGUGCUCACACGAGCACGAACACGAACAUGGGGUUGACGUCGAUGACAUGCUGACAGCGACACCAGCUAGUCCAUCCUUCUUGACCUCGCACCACCAUCAUCUCCCUUUAGCGCCCGCGCUAUCGGCACCCAUCUGCCCUUUCUCUCGCCCGUCCCAUCCUCACUCAGUGUCAAGACUCGCCCAACUCGACCCCCACACUCCUUUCUUCCCUAUAUCGACCAACUCGAUAACGAAUCGGGACCGCGGACGACCUCAAAAAACCGAUCGCGGGUUGCAGACCCGAUCCCCUUCCUGUCCCAUCGAUCCCGCUCCCGCUACGCCAGGCCUGAGCUUGCCCCUCGCUACACGAAAACUGCCGCUGCUGGGGAGGAGGUCUCCGCAAUUACACAGCACCCACAGCCAAGCAGGGCGAGGCGCCCUUUGGCGAGGACUGGAUCAUGUCGGCGGGCCCCCGACUCGCUUAAAAAUCCUUCGACACAAACGAUGCCGUUGGGGGGAGUCGUUCUCGGCGCCGCCCUCGUUGGUUGACACCAGCCCUGGGGUUUUGAGCGUGCUAUACAUUGGGCUGCAAGCGGCAUUGUGAAGGUGGACACGGUGCAGGGGGGGCGGGGGCUCUGGGAGCGCCCUUGGUGAUGUGAUCGAUAAGCGCCUAUCGUAACUACGGGCGUGCUCAACGCGCCCUCGCGGGAGAUUAUGAUGGUUAAGUGGCCCACCUUACGGGUCACUGGGGGAUGACGAAGACCAGGACGAUACCUACGACUGCCCACACCCCGACACGCCUUGGAUGCAGGAGGAGGGCAGGGGCUGGGAGGGUGGUGAGGUCGCAGGGAGGCGGGUUCUCGGGAUCUGGGGCCCAAGCCGCAGCACGGUCUGCUAACGUCUGACGUCCCUUACUAUUGUUGCCCACAUGUACCUACAGUACGGGCCUAAAACACGGAGAAUACAAAAAAAAAAAAAA
Molecule: messenger RNA, 1204 nt
Organism: Fomitopsis serialis
Lineage: Eukaryota; Fungi; Basidiomycota; Agaricomycetes; Polyporales; Fomitopsidaceae
Exons: 1
Coding region: 218-829 (203 amino acids)
Source: RefSeq, a predicted model, not a curated record